AUGGCGCACUUCAUCACCGCGCCCACCAUCCGGUUUGAGCACGCGGCCCUCAGCGCGCCGAUUGAGCUCGAGCACCUUCCGGAUGCUGGGCCGGAGGUCAUGGACGCAGACGGCACCUUUGCCCGCCUUUGGCCGACGGCGCUGGUGCUCUCCAACUGGCUGUGCGAGCACCCGGAGGUGGUCGCCGGAAAGCGCGUCGUGGAACUGGGAUCCGGGACGGGUGUCGUCGGGCUCGUCUGCGCCGCGCUCGGGGCAGCCUCGGUGACGCUCACCGACAUGCCCGACGCUCUCGAGCUGAUCCGAAGGAAUGCGGCGCUCAGCCGGCAAAAGGGCGCGGUGACGGUGGCCCCGUGCACGUGGGGCGACGCGGAUCACCUCGCCGACCUGCUGCGCGGCGGCGGCGGCUUCGACGUCGUCCUCUGCUGCUUGUUGGUUUUCAAAAAUCUCUCGCCCUCACGAGUGGGGUCUGGCCACUCUGCUCUCUGGCGGCGGUGGCCGCGGGCCUUUUGUCGCUUGUUUGUGUCGACUUUGAUAUGGCAUAUGCGUGGCGCGUGUAGGCUCCGCUGA
Molecule: messenger RNA, 567 nt
Organism: Emiliania huxleyi CCMP1516
Lineage: Eukaryota; Haptophyta; Isochrysidales; Noelaerhabdaceae
Exons: 1
Coding region: 1-567 (188 amino acids)
Source: RefSeq, a predicted model, not a curated record